AUGAAAGGAGAAGAGUUGAGUGAAAGCAUCGUUGGUGAGGUAGACGUCGCUGAGGUCCAGGACAGGAGGAAGGCAGAGGAGCAGGGGAUAGGAGCAGGGGACAGGAGCAGGGGACAGGAGCAGGGGACAGGAGCAGGGGACAGGAGCAGGGGACAGGAGCAGGGGACAGGAGCAGGGGACAGGAGCAGGGGACAGGAGCAGGGGACAGGAGCAGGGGACAGGAGCAGGGGACAGGAGCAGGGGACAGGAGCAGGGGACAGGAGCAGGGGACAGGAGCAGGGGACAGGAGCAGGGGACAGGAGCAGGGGACAGGAGCAGGGGACAGGAGCAGGGGACAGGAGCAGGGAACAGGAGCAGGGGACAGGAGCAGGGGACAGGAGCAGGGGACAGGAGCAGGGGACAGGAGCAGGGGACAGGAGCAGGGGACAGGAGCAGGGGACAGGAGCAGGGGACAGGAGCAGGGGACAGGAGCAGGGGACAGGAGCAGGGGACAGGAGCAGGGGACAGGAGCAGGGGACAGGAGCAGGGGAUAGGAGCAGGGGACAGGAGCAGGGGACAGGAGCAGGGGACAGGAGCAGGGGACAGGAGCAGGGGACAGGAGCAGGGGACAGGAGCACGGGACAGGAGCACGGGACAGGAGCAGGGGACAGGAGCAGGGGACAGGAGCAGGGGACAGGAGCAGGGGACAGGAGCAGGGGACAGGAGCAGGGGACAGGAGCAGGGGACAGGAGCAGGGGACAGGAGCAGGGGACAGGAGCAGGGGACAGGAGCAGGGGACAGGAGCAGGGGACAGGAGCAGGGGACAGGAGCAGGGGACAGGAGCAGGGGACAGGAGCAGGGGACAGGAGCAGGGGACAGGAGCAGGGGACAGGAGCAGGGGACAGGAGCAGGGGACAGGAGCAGGGGACAGGAGCAGGGGACAGGAGCAGGGGACAGGAGCAGGGGACAGGAGCAGGGGACAGGAGCAGGGGACAGGAGCAGGGGACAGGAGCAGGGGAUAGGAGCAGGGGAUAG
Closterium sp. Naga37s-1 is the source of this 1014-nucleotide messenger RNA. The record is from the annotation of a GenBank genome assembly. NCBI's taxonomy places the organism in Eukaryota, Viridiplantae, Streptophyta, Zygnematophyceae, Desmidiales, Closteriaceae.